UUUUUGCUCGUGCACUUGCAUCGCGAUAUAACGAUAAGCAAAUUACAACUUAUUCACUUCAUCCAGGUGUUAUUGAUACAAAUUUGACUUCCAGUAUACCAUUCGCUUCGGUUGCUAAACUAUUCUAUAAGAAAAAAACGGUAGAACAAGGUGCAGCUACAACGGUGUAUUGUGCAUUGAAGCCUGGUUUAGAAAAUGAAAGUGGACGAUAUUUUAAUGACUCCAGCGUUACAAAUUUAGCGGAUAAAUGGACAGAUAACGAUAUUAAUACAUUUUGGGAAUGGACAGAAAAAGUUAUUCGAGAACGAACAGCCAAUUUAUAA
Molecule: messenger RNA, 323 nt
Organism: Rotaria sordida
Lineage: Eukaryota; Metazoa; Rotifera; Eurotatoria; Philodinida; Philodinidae
Source: the annotation of a GenBank genome assembly